This is a messenger RNA of Cuculus canorus (common cuckoo), 5893 nucleotides long. RefSeq names its product spectrin beta chain, non-erythrocytic 1-like. NCBI's taxonomy places the organism in Eukaryota, Metazoa, Chordata, Aves, Cuculiformes, Cuculidae. Gene Ontology annotation, molecular function: actin filament binding; structural constituent of cytoskeleton. Gene Ontology annotation, biological process: protein localization to plasma membrane; actin cytoskeleton organization. Gene Ontology annotation, cellular component: cortical actin cytoskeleton; cell junction; cell projection. The record is from RefSeq and is a predicted model, not a curated record.
AUCCCGGGGAGAGGGAAGCUCUGCGGGUGCCCGGGGUGCGGCACGGCCCCGGCCCCUCUCCCCGCGCCGCAGGGGCGGCCGCUCGCCUCCUCCCCGGGCCGGGCUGUGGGCGGGGGGAGCGCAUCGCCCCGCCCCCCCGCAGCCGCCGCGGGCCGAGCGCAGCGCGCGGGCACUGCCCGCCCCGCACCGGAGCCGCGGCCGCACCGGCGGGACCCAGAGGGUUUUAAGAAGAAUCUGAUGGUGGAAUAGGUUAAGAAGACUCAGGAUGACGACGACAGUAGCGACAGAUUAUGACAAUAUUGAAAUCCAACAGCAGUACAGUGAUGUCAACAACCGCUGGGAUGUCGAUGACUGGGACAAUGAAAAUAGUUCUGCUCGACUGUUUGAACGAUCCCGCAUCAAGGCCCUAGCUGAUGAACGUGAGGCAGUUCAGAAGAAGACUUUCACAAAGUGGGUCAAUUCCCACCUGGCACGUGUGUCAUGCAGAAUCACAGAUUUGUACACUGACCUUCGCGAUGGAAGGAUGCUCAUCAAACUUCUGGAAGUUCUUUCAGGAGAGAGACUUCCUAAACCAACCAAGGGAAGGAUGCGCAUCCAUUGCCUGGAGAAUGUUGAUAAAGCGCUUCAGUUCCUGAAAGAGCAAAGAGUGCACCUAGAAAACAUGGGAUCUCAUGAUAUUGUGGAUGGGAAUCACAGGCUGACGCUUGGCCUUAUUUGGACUAUUAUCCUGAGAUUCCAGAUCCAAGAUAUCAGUGUUGAAACUGAGGACAACAAGGAGAAGAAAUCUGCUAAAGAUGCUUUGCUUUUGUGGUGCCAGAUGAAGACAGCUGGUUACCCCAAUGUCAACAUUCACAACUUUACUACAAGCUGGAGGGACGGGAUGGCUUUCAAUGCCCUAAUACAUAAGCACAGGCCUGAUCUGAUUGAUUUUGACAAGCUGAAGAAAUCAAAUGCACACUACAAUCUGCAGAAUGCUUUUAACCUUGCAGAGCAACACCUUGGUCUAACUAAGCUCCUGGACCCUGAGGAUAUCAGUGUUGAUCAUCCUGAUGAAAAGUCCAUCAUCACCUAUGUGGUGACGUAUUACCACUACUUCUCCAAGAUGAAAGCUUUAGCUGUUGAAGGAAAACGUAUCGGAAAGGUGCUUGACAAUGCCAUUGAAACGGAGAAAAUGAUUGAAAAAUAUGAAUCGCUGGCUUCUGACCUGCUUGAGUGGAUUGAGCAAACCAUUAUCAUCCUCAACAAUCGCAAAUUUGCCAACUCUCUAGUUGGUGUGCAACAGCAGCUACAGGCAUUCAACACUUACCGCACAGUAGAGAAACCACCCAAAUUUACAGAAAAAGGAAACCUGGAAGUGCUGCUUUUUACCAUCCAAAGCAAAAUGAGAGCCAACAAUCAGAAAGUAUACAUGCCAAGGGAGGGCAAACUCAUCUCUGAUAUUAACAAGGCCUGGGAAAGACUGGAAAAAGCUGAACAUGAAAGAGAACUGGCACUGCGAAAUGAGCUCAUCAGACAAGAGAAACUGGAACAACUUGCACGCAGAUUUGAUCGCAAGGCAGCUAUGAGAGAAACUUGGCUGAGUGAAAAUCAGCGUCUCGUUUCUCAGGAUAAUUUUGGCUUUGACCUUCCAGCAGUAGAGGCUGCAACAAAAAAACACGAGGCCAUUGAAACAGACAUUGCAGCCUAUGAAGAACGAGUCCAGGCUGUGGUUGCAGUUGCAAAGGAGCUUGAGACUGAGAAUUACCAUGAUAUCAAACGCAUUACUGCGAGAAAAGACAACGUUAUCCGCCUAUGGGAGUAUCUCCUGGAGCUGCUUAGGGCACGGAGACAGCGGCUGGAGAUGAAUCUUGGUCUGCAAAAGAUUUUCCAGGAAAUGCUGUACAUUAUGGACUGGAUGGAUGAGAUGAAGGUGCUUUUGCUUUCUCAAGACUACGGCAAACAUUUGUUAGGAGUUGAAGACCUAUUGCAGAAACAUGCUCUUGUGGAAGCUGACAUUGCUAUUCAGGCUGAGAGAGUGAGAGGGGUCAAUGCAUCUGCUCAGAAGUUUGCCACUGAUGGAGAAGGUUACAAACCAUGUGACCCACAGGUUAUCAGGGACCGUGUUGCUCACAUGGAGUUCUGUUACCAAGAGUUGUGCCAGCUUGCAGCUGAGCGCCGGGCCCGCUUGGAGGAGUCCCGGCGCCUCUGGAAGUUCUUCUGGGAAAUGGCUGAAGAAGAGGGUUGGAUCAGGGAGAAGGAACAGAUCCUGUCAUCUGAUGACUAUGGGAAGGACUUAACCAGUGUUGUACGUCUCAUGAGUAAACAUAAGGCAUUUGAAGAUGAAAUGAGUGGUCGUAGUGGCCACUUUCAGCAGGCGAUAAAAGAAGGUGAAGACAUGAUUGCGGAGGAGCAUUUUGGGUCUGAGAAAAUCAGAGAAAGAAUUAAGGAUAUUAGGGAGCAGUGGGCUAACUUGGAACAGUUAUCUGCCAUUAGGAAGAAGCGUCUGGAGGAAGCCUCUCUCCUUCACCAGUUCCAGGCUGAUGCUGAUGAUAUUGAUGCAUGGAUGUUGGACAUCCUCAAAAUUGUCUCCAGCAAUGAUGUUGGCCAUGAUGAAUAUUCCACUCAGUCUUUGGUCAAGAAACACAAAGAUGUGGCUGAAGAGAUUGCAAGCUACCGGCCAAUCAUUGACUCGCUUCAUGAACAAGCAAAGGCUCUACCGCAGGAACAUGCUGGAUCUCCAGAUGUGCAAGGCAGGUUGUCCGGAAUAGAGGAAAGAUACAAAGAGGUUGCUGAGCUGACUCGGCUGCGUAAACAGGCCUUGCAGGAUACCCUUGCUCUUUAUAAAAUGUUCAGUGAGGCAGAUGCUUGUGAGCUUUGGAUUGACGAAAAGGAGAAGUGGCUGAAUAAUAUGCAGAUUCCAGAGAAACUGGAGGACCUGGAAGUGAUCCAGCACAGAUUUGAAAGCUUAGAACCAGAAAUGAACAAUCAGGCAUCACGUGUUGCGGUAGUGAACCAAAUUGCUAGACAGCUAAUGCACAGUGGCCAUCCAAGUGAGAAGGAGAUCAAAGCGCAGCAAGAUAAACUCAACACAAGAUGGAGCCAGUUCAGAGAACUGGUAGAUAGGAAGAAGGAUGCUCUGCUCUCUGCUCUGAGUAUCCAGAACUACCAUCUUGAAUGUAACGAAACCAAAUCCUGGAUUAGAGAAAAGACCAAAGUGAUCGAAUCCACACAAGAUCUGGGUAAUGAUCUGGCUGGAGUGAUGGCCCUGCAGAGGAAGCUGACAGGCAUGGAGCGUGACCUGGUAGCCAUUGAAGCCAAGCUAAGUGACCUGCAAAAAGAGGCAGAAAAGUUGGAAUCUGAGCAUCCUGACCAGGCACAGGCUAUCCUUUCACGGCUCGCAGAAAUCAAUGAUGUAUGGGAAGAAAUGAAGACCACCCUCAAGAACCGGGAAGAGUCCCUUGGAGAGGCAAGCAAACUGCAGCAGUUCCUGAGAGAUCUGGAUGACUUCCAGUCUUGGCUAUCCAGAACGCAGACUGCAAUUGCAUCGGAAGAUAUGCCAAACACACUGACAGAGGCUGAGAAGCUGCUCACUCAACAUGAGAAUAUUAAGAAUGAAAUCGACAAUUAUGAGGAAGAUUAUCAGAAAAUGAGGGACAUGGGUGAGAUGGUGACACAGGGACAGACUGACGCUCAGUACAUGUUCUUACGCCAGCGCCUACAAGCUUUGGACACUGGAUGGAAUGAGCUCCACAAAAUGUGGGAGAACAGGCAAAAUCUCCUUUCCCAGUCUCAUGCCUACCAGUUGUUUCUCAGAGAUACCAAGCAAGCAGAAGCAUUUCUUAAUAACCAGGAGUAUGUUUUGGCACACACAGAAAUGCCCACUACCUUGGAAGGAGCAGAAGCUGCUAUUAAAAAACAGGAGGAUUUCAUGACCACGAUGGAUGCCAAUGAAGAAAAGAUCAAUGCAGUCGUAGAGACUGGCAGGAGGCUAGUUAGUGAUGGGAAUAUUAACUCUGAUAAAAUCCAGGAGAAAGUGGACUCUAUUGAUGACAGACAUAGGAAGAACCGUGAAGCGGCCAGUGAACUUCUGAUGAGACUGAAAGAUAACAGAGAUCUUCAAAAGUUUCUUCAGGAUUGUCAAGAGCUCUCACUCUGGAUCAAUGAGAAGAUGCUUACAGCCCAGGAUAUGUCCUAUGAUGAGGCAAGGAACCUGCAUAGCAAAUGGCUGAAACAUCAGGCAUUUAUGGCAGAACUUGCAUCCAACAAAGAAUGGCUGGAGAAGAUUGAAAAGGAGGGAAUGCAGCUCAUUGCAGAGAAACCAGAGACUGAAGCUGUAGUGAAAGAAAAGCUGACAGGUCUCCAUCAAAUGUGGGAAGAGCUUGAAUCCACUACCCAGACCAAGGCUCAGCGUCUCUUUGAUGCGAACAAGGCGGAGCUUUUUACCCAGAGCUGUGCUGAUUUGGAUAAGUGGCUGAAUGGUUUGGAGAGCCAAAUUAGUCGGAGGGACUACGGAAAAGAUCUCACCAGUGUAAACAUCUUGUUGAAGAAGCAGCAGAUGCUGGAGAAUCAAAUGGAUGUUCGUAAGAAGGAGAUAGAGGAACUGCAAAGCCAGGCACGGGCUUUAAGCCAAGAAGGGAAGAGUACGGAUGAAGUAGAUGGCAAGCGCCUUACUGUAGAGAAGAAAUUUUUGGAGUUGUUGGAACCUUUGAAUGAAAGAAAGGCAAACCUGCUGGCUUCCAAAGAAAUCCACCAGUUCAACCGGGAUGUGGAAGAUGAAAUUAUGUACUCUUCUUCUCUUGCUUUCAGUUUGUGGGUCGGAGAGAGGAUGGCUAUAGCUAUUACUGAUCAUGGACACAAUCUACAGACUGUGCAGCUACUAAUAAAGAAAAAUCAGACCCUUCAGAAGGAAAUCCAGGGACAUCAGCCUCGUAUUGAUGACAUUUUUGAGAGGAGUCAAAACAUUAUUACUGAGAGUAGCCCCAAUGCUGAAGCAAUUCAGCAGAGACUUGCAGACCUGCAGCAACUGUGGAACCUCCUAAUCGAGGAGACAGAGAAACGCCACAAGCGCCUUGAGGAGUCUCACAGAGCACAGCAGUACUACUUUGAUGCUGCUGAGGCUGAGGCCUGGAUGAGCGAGCAGGAGCUCUACAUGAUGUCAGAAGAGAAAGCCAAAGAUGAACAGAGUGCAGUGUCCAUGCUGAAGAAACACCAGAUUUUGGAACAAGCUGUCGAAGACUAUGCUGAAACUGUGCACCAGCUUUCAAAGACCAGCAGAACUUUGGUGGCAGAUAACCACCCAGAAAGUGAGCGUAUCAGUAUGCGCCAGUCCAAAGUGGAUAAGCUGUAUGCAGGCCUGAAGGAUCUAGCUGAAGAGAGACGGGGCAAGCUGGAUGAGAGACACAGGCUGUUCCAACUUAACCGUGAGGUGGAUGACCUGGAGCAAUGGAUUGCUGAAAGGGAGGUGGUGGCAGGAUCCCACGAGCUGGGACAGGACUACGAACAUGUAACAAUGCUACAGGAGCGAUUCCGAGAAUUCGCCCGAGACACUGGGAACAUUGGACAGGAGCGUGUUGAUACUGUUAACCACAUGGCAGACGAGCUUAUCAACUCUGGACAUUCAGAUGCUGCAACAAUUGCAGAGUGGAAGGAUGGACUCAAUGAGGCCUGGGCUGAUCUACUGGAGCUCAUUGACACGAGAACACAAAUUCUAGCAGCCUCUUAUGAACUGCACAAAUUUUACCAUGAUGCCAAGGAGAUCUUGGGACGUAUUCAAGACAAGCAUAAGAAACUGCCUGAAGAGCUUGGUAGAGACCAAAACACAGUGGAAACACUACAGAGAAUGCACACAACAUUUGAGCAUGAUAUCCAGGCUCUCGGCACACAGGUGCGUAGCGAGUGAGCGGUGCUGUCUGUG